CUCCUCAAAAGAUUGAGCUAUCAUCGAGCCAUUACGACGGGUGUUGGUCAUCCUAUACAAAGUGUGCUAAACUAAUACAUUCUCACCUAAGAAUAGUUCAAAACUAACCUUAGUUGAUAAAGCGCUAAUUAUGAUAACCUAGUAAGUACUAAGUACUGUAGAAUAAACAAUCAGUUCUUCAAUGGAGAGAAGUUCAAAUCUGUUAGACGAAGCUCUUGGAAUUUUGGAUGUGGAUCACAACUCUUAUUCAUCUUCAACGGAAUCACUACCCAGCGCCAGCAGCAGCGGUAAUUGUGUGUUGAUUCAAGAUUGCGUUGAAACUAGCGCCGCCUUUGUAAUUCACCACCUUCUCAAACGUUCUCUUUCUCCUCACCCUCAAUCUUCUUCCGCCGUCAUUUUCGUCUCUCUUGCUCAUCCUUUUUCCCACUAUCAUCGCAUUCUUCGCAAACUUGGUUGUAACUUGGCUGCUCAUCGGGAUGAUGGGAGGUUUUUCUUCGUUGACAUGCUUAUGCUAGGAUGCACAGACCAUGGCAAGGGAAUCUCACAUAGCGGUGAACUAAUAGACUUAUAUGGAAAAAUUCAGAAAAUUGUAGAAGACAUUGCCUUGAAUGGUGUAAUCAAGAAACGUAUUACUAUUAUACUAGAUGAUUUCUCCCUAAUUGAAGUUGCUGCCAAUGGUUCUUUCAGUCAUUGCUUGGAUUUUCUUCAAUAUUGUUACACAUUGACGUCAGAAAAUGGUUGUUCCCUCGUGAUCCUUAAUCAUGAAGAUAACUAUUUUGAAGAGGAAAGUUCGACCCCCAUGUUGCAGAUGGAGUACUUAGCUAACAUAAUAAUUAAAGCUGAACCAUUGGCAACUGGUCUGGCAGCUGAUGUGCAUGGACAGUUGACUGUACUGAACAAAGGAAUCCAUGAAAAAUCUAGGAAUUCAUUGAACAAGGUUCAUAAUUUCCAUUAUAAGGUUAAGGAGAACGGCGUUGAGUGUUUUUAUCCAGGAACACGGGCGUGAAGACAGAGCAUAAGAACAUAACCCCAAAUUGUACCUCUCAGCUCGGUACUGCUUUAUUAUUAAGGUACACUUCUCAGUGAUUUGGAACACCAGAAUGCUGGCAAUAUGGAGCUUUUCAAGUACUUUGUGUUAUCAUCAUCAUGUCUAAUAUAUUAGAGGGGUUUGAAAAAGUGUUUGGGGGAAUGUAAGCUAUGCAACUUUUUAUUUGAUUUAUUUUUUUGUGUAACAUCUCCAAUCAUAAGUGAAUUGAGAUAAAAUUCAAUUGUUGUCAUUUUCAAGUGUACCUUGUCACACAUUAAUAUAUGAUAUUUGUGUUCAUCAUCUAAUAAACAGAUUCAUCAUUGAUCAUGUUA
Amaranthus tricolor (Joseph's coat) is the source of this 1359-nucleotide messenger RNA. Its product is annotated as elongator complex protein 6. The record is from RefSeq and is a predicted model, not a curated record. The coding region runs from base 182 to 1006 and encodes 274 amino acids. The transcript is spliced from 5 exons. Gene Ontology annotation, cellular component: elongator holoenzyme complex. NCBI's taxonomy places the organism in Eukaryota, Viridiplantae, Streptophyta, Magnoliopsida, Caryophyllales, Amaranthaceae. Gene Ontology annotation, biological process: tRNA wobble uridine modification.